ACUUGGGGUGAGGGAGGAUCCAGCUCCCCAAAGGAUGUGUAGGCUGUGCCUUUGCUGCUGUUGUGAGGCAGAUAAAACUUGCAGUUCUCUGUUCAGGUUCUGACAAGAUCAAAGCCACCUUUCUGUACCCCACUAAAAGGGGUGUGUGCAUAACGCUGGGAUAUAAGCACUACUUGUGCUGGAACAAUUAUCGUAAAAGACAAAGCCAUUGAUGUGCGUUGUCAGCUGAGCCUUGGGCAAGACAACCUCUUCAAUUCCCGUUUGCCUUGGAAGACACUCCUGCAGAGGUCUAGAUGUCCUCCAGAACUUCCAGCAUGAAUAAAAUAAUUGUGUACGACAAGUCUAAUUUUGAGGGGCUCAGCAAAGAGUUCACUUGUGACAUCCCUGACCUGCAUGAGCUAGAUUUUGGUGACUGCAUCUCCUCCUUGAAGGUGAUUGGACAGCCCUGGGUUGCCUACAAAACCGCCAAGUUUGAGGGAGAUGGCUUUGCUUUUGAGGAGGGGGAUUAUGGAGAGAUUGACAAGAGCAACAAAAUCUCAUCCCUCCGAAUGGUGCACCAUGAUCUCUCUGAUCCUCAGAUCACCCUCUACGAACACCCCAACUAUGAAGGCCAGAGCAAAGUGGUGAACGAAGAGACUAACCUCACCUACGGUUACUUCAACGAUCGCGUCUCCUCCCAUGUGGUGCAGAGUGGUGUCUGGCUAUUGUAUAAGCACCCAAACCGUGGUGGAUGGUAUCACAUUGCCUGGCCUGAGGAGCGCAUCCAUGACUAUAAAACAGAGCUCAAUUUUGAUGACAGCGUAUCCCACUUGCAGCCCCUGCAGGCCGGCCGGCCCAUCAUCACAGCUAAACUCAUGUGGGACCAGAAGAAAGUGGAGGCCGAGAAGGAUAUUCUGAUCGAUGAGAUUGUGGGAACCAACUGCACCGAAUAUGAGCAAGCGUUCACUGCCAACAGUUCCCGGGAGUACACUGCCACUGUUUUCCAGAGCUUCCACUUCAGCAAUACCACAUCCUUAAAACUGGGCUUCUCUUUCCAGGUCACUGUGGGAGGUGCCAAUGUCUUUGUGGUGGAGAAAGGGAAGCAUGAAUGCACCACCACCAGUGAGAAGGUGGAGGUCCUGCUGCCGGCCAAGAUCCCUCCUUGCACCCAACUCUGUAUUCAGGUAGUCAGGAAAGAGACCACCACCUCAGUGCCAGUGGAGCUUACCAUCUGUCAGAAUGGGAAAGAAAGGAAAGAGCAUGCAGAAUACCGGUGCGUGUCCGGCCGUACCAUCAGCACCAGAUACACCAUGAAGCCCGUCUCAGCAGCACAAGACGCUCCCCAAGCUAACCCUACUCCUGUGGCAGAGGCGGAGCUUUGCCAUGCCAGACCCUCUCAUGUGGAAAGACAGAAGCAUUUCCAAGCUCAGCCUGGGCCAGUAACAUCUGGGGAGAGAACCUAAGCCAUGCCUGAUUAAGCUACUUUGGUAGGGAUGGAGCACCUCAGUGGGUUGGCUACUCCCAGGCUGUACUCAAUGGGUGAACUAGAAUGGGGCAACUUUACUACAGGGAUGGGGAAACCUGUGGCCCUCCAGAUGGGACAUCUAACUCUCAUCGGCCCCAGCCAGAACAGCCAGUGGUCAGGGAUGACAGGAGUUAUAGUCCAGCAACAUCGGGAGGGCCACAGGUUCACCAUCCCUGCUAUUUUGAGUUAUCCCUGGACAUGGUGAUGGUUUCUGGGUUUGGAUGAUUAGGUUAUAGAAGGGCAGAGGACAAUACUGCAUGGGAGUAAGUUGUUAUGAUAGUUAAGAUGGUAAUUUCCAUGUUAAAAACACGGUGAAAAUAUCUGAGGUGUUGAACAAAAUGAAAAUAAAUAAAUAAAAACAAUAAAUCUUCUCUCAAGGAUAUACCAGCAGUCAACAGCAAAACUAAUAACAGAUCUCCCUAAACAUCUCCUGGUAUACUUACACUUAUCUAGCAGGAGAUGAAACCAGUGAAUGAUCUACCUUGGAGGGAGAUUAGUUCAGGCAUCUCUUUUAACCUGGGCUUUCUAGUACCUGUCACAGAGCAGCAGCAUUAGAAGAGCAGCAAGACUAUCCAGGUCAAAGUUCGCAGUCAGGCAGGACCAAAUGGUGAUAGAGCCCUUGCUUUAAGGUCCAAGGUUCAGUCCCUGGCAUCUCCAGCUGACAGGGCUGGGCAAGGCGUCUGGAGGGCUGCUGCCAGCCACUGCAGAGGUAAUGCUGAGCUAGAUAGGCUAAUGGGCUGACUGAGGAUAAGGCCAUUUCCUAUGCCUUUACAUAUCCAAAUAAACAGACUACAUCAUCCAUGUGACUGAUUGCAUCAGAAAUAAAAGAGCAAGAGCAGUCAAGGUGCACCACAACGACACUGCAUACGAUAAAAUCAGAUGCAAAUGGUUCAAGCAAGUGAGCUACGGCACAGAUUACAGAAAUCUCCCCAGACUCACCUGCCACUUUAACACCAGAAAAUAAUUUUAAAAAUGUCCUGACUACAGGUAUUUGAACAUAUAUCUGUAAAUGUUGUGGAAAUGUCUCUGCUAACAGCAACGUGCCCAACAGAGACAGUUUUGCUAUCAUGAGCUGGAUAGUGAAGUCUGGCACUUUCAUUAUAUAGUUUCCAUCCUAUGCUGAAGACGCACCUCCGUACCUUAGCCGUAACCUGAGAUGUACAUUUUCAGGACCCACCCUAUUUUUACAACUAUUAUUUGUUUUAAACUGUUUUUAAUAAUUACUUUUAAAUUCUAAGUAACCUGCCCUGGGACCUUAUGUCAAGGGCAGGUAAGAAAUCAAAUAACAGCAACGGAAAUGGGCAAACUGUGGCCCAACAGAUACUGUUGGACUACAACUCUCAUUAUCCUUGGCCAUUGGCUAUGCUAGCUGGGGCUGAUGAGAGAUGAAGCCCAACAUCUGGAGGAGCAACAGGUUCUGCACCCUGCGUCAAAAAUAAUUGAUUUUCUCUCCCAUCUGCUUUUUAAGGCUACGGUAUAACAUACAAGGCACAUAUUAUCUCAGGCUUAAUUCUGUUAUGCCUCUUGUUCCAGCUUUGACACUGUUGUAUCAGCCUAUUGAAACCUGUUCCUUCUGUCCUAUAGGGCCUCUCUACCACAGAAGAGAAAAUCUGGAAGACUGGGGGCCAAUGUAUUGUGUUAGUGUGAGGGUGAGGAAUUGAUGGUUUGUGCUAGUCAGCCAAUGAGUCUCUCUGUGCGUUUUUAGUGGGCAAAUUAAAUUGAUUCCUGUCAUUUAAAGGUCUUGGAUUGUGACUUUAUUAGAUUGUUCCUCAAUAAAGCUGUCCCUCUCAUCUCAGUUCUGAUUC
Rhineura floridana is the source of this 3309-nucleotide messenger RNA. RefSeq names its product epidermal differentiation-specific protein-like. The transcript is spliced from 2 exons. Gene Ontology annotation, biological process: visual perception; lens development in camera-type eye. Lineage: Eukaryota; Metazoa; Chordata; Lepidosauria; Squamata; Rhineuridae. Gene Ontology annotation, molecular function: structural constituent of eye lens. The record is from RefSeq and is a predicted model, not a curated record. The coding region runs from base 294 to 1442 and encodes 382 amino acids.